UCUUGUCAUAUUUCCAUUUAAAACAAGAGAAACCCAGAAGAAGCAAACAAAGAAGAAAACCAAAACCUUCAGUUUUCUUCAUGAUCUUAAAUCUUUUUUCUUCUUUUUCCUAUAAAUUUCUCUUGAACUUUCUCUUUGAAAAUGGCUGCUUCAACUGGUACUGGGAGGCAGAUGGUGAUGAAGAUUUUCAAGUGGCUGCAUGAGCUGAAGCCAGUUUUAUUAAUGGUGUUGGCUCAGUUUUCUUUUGCUGGUGUUAAUGUCUUCUACAAAUUGGCCACCUAUGAUGGCAUGAGCUUGAGAGUCAUUGUUGCUUACAGAUUCAUUUUUGCUACUGUCUUCUUGACUCCUCUUGCUCUCAUAUUUGAAAGAAAGAACAGGCCUAAGCUUACAUGGACAAUCCUGUUUCAAGCAUUUCUCUGUGGUUUCUUUGGAGGAUCAUUGUCUCAAAACUUUUACUUUGAGAGUCUGGUAUUAACAUCUGCAACAUUUGCUACUGCCAUGGCUAAUCUUAUACCAGCCAUUACUUUCAUCUUGGCUGCUUCUUUUAGGUUGGAGAAGAUGGGGAUAUCAACACUAGCAGGAAAAGCAAAGGUGGUGGGAACACUAAUGGGCAUAGGAGGAGCAAUGCUAUUAACAUUUUACAAAGGAAGAGAGAUUCACAUCUGGUCAACACAUAUCAACCUGAUGAAGCUUGUAACACCACAUGGAGGACACGUGACAGCAUCAGAUGGCACCAGAGUAUUGGGGUGUAUAUUUGCCAUGGGAAAUUGCAUCUCAUUUUCUCUGUGGUUAAUAAUUCAAGCAAAAAUGAGUCAGAAAUUUCCAUGCCCAUACUCAAGCACAGCACUCAUGUCUUUCAUGGCAGCUCUCCAAUCUGUUGUUUAUGCCUUCUGCUUUGAGAAAGAUUGGAAUCAAUGGAAAUUGGGCUGGAACAUAAGGCUGUACACUGCUGCCUAUGCGGGAAUAAUAGUGCAUGGGAUGAUGAUAACUUUGAUGAUAUGGUGUGUGAGGAUCAAGGGUCCAUUAUUCACUACAAUUUUUUACCCUCUUAUGCUUGUGUUUACUGCCUUCUUCGGAUCUCUUCUUCUUGACGAGAAUUUACACCUCGGAAGCAUAAUAGGAUCAACGUUCAUCGUGUGCGGAUUAUAUGCAGUGUUGUGGGGUAAAGAUGCGGAGAUAAAGAAAAUAUCUCAACUCAUUCCAUUGAAAAGCUCUAGAGAAAAUGAAACUAGUAAGAAUGAUAAUGCUAAAAAUUUAUCAUCUGGAGAAGAAGAGAAGAUAGAGGCAAGAGAGGUAUAGUCUCUCAACAAGCUCCAACAUACUCGGUAGAGAUGGUAGCAGUUUACUCUUCUGAAUUUGUUUGUUGUGUUUUCAUUUUGCUUUAUAUGCAUAACAACUGACCUUUUCCGAGUUGAAUCAAAUUUUAGCACAAAAAUUUACCA
Manihot esculenta (cassava) is the source of this 1442-nucleotide messenger RNA. Its product is annotated as WAT1-related protein At1g25270. Gene Ontology annotation, molecular function: transmembrane transporter activity. The transcript has 6 exons. The record is from RefSeq and is a predicted model, not a curated record. NCBI's taxonomy places the organism in Eukaryota, Viridiplantae, Streptophyta, Magnoliopsida, Malpighiales, Euphorbiaceae. The coding region runs from base 142 to 1299 and encodes 385 amino acids. Gene Ontology annotation, cellular component: plasma membrane.